AUAGCGUUUUUUACUUUUAUCUCCAAUCGAUAAGCAUUAUCUAUGUGUAAAUAUAAUUGAGUUUAUAUGCUAAUUGGUCUAUCUUUAAUAAACAUACAGCCCAAGUGUAGUCGAGUUAUCAGCGGAACGCAUUAGCAAAAUUAGCUUCCAAGUUAAAUGAAAAAUAUAUUGAAGUGCUAUAAUCUGUAUUAAUGGCGACCACCUCUCCACCCCGUCCUUCACUCGUAAUUCAAAAAGAAAUCAAUAUGUGGCCAAUGAAAUGCAGCAAAUGAAUGUUGCAAUUCAAUAGUAAAAAUUUGUGCAAAAUCAUUGGCAAUUUAGGCAGAAAUUGCACCCAAAUGAGACCAGCUGGGAGUCCAUGCAAGUCGUGUCCUUUAAAAACUGCCCGACUAGUUUUUCCCAUAAGAAUGCUAUAAAAGGAUGAAGCACAAACAGGAUGGCUCAGAAUUCGAUUAGAAAGCCAAGUUAUAAGCCAUGUUUGAAGACAUUCAGCUAAUCUACAUGAAUAUCAAGAUAUUGCGAUUCUGGGCCCUGCUCUAUGACAAAAACUUGAGGCGUUAUGUGUGCAUUGGACUGGCCUCAUUCCACAUCUUCACCCAAAUCGUCUACAUGAUGAGUACCAAUGAAGGACUAACCGGGAUAAUUCGUAACUCAUAUAUGCUCGUCCUUUGGAUUAAUACGGUGCUGCGAGCUUAUCUCUUGCUGGCGGAUCACGACAGAUAUUUGGCUUUGAUCCAAAAACUAACUGAGGCCUAUUACGAUUUACUGAAUCUGAACGAUUCGUAUAUAUCGGAAAUAUUGGACCAGGUGAACAAGGUGGGAAAGUUGAUGGCUAGGGGCAAUCUGUUCUUUGGCAUGCUCACAUCCAUGGGAUUCGGUCUGUACCCAUUGUCCUCCAGCGAAAGAGUCCUGCCAUUUGGCAGCAAAAUUCCUGGUCUAAAUGAGUACGAGAGUCCGUACUAUGAGAUGUGGUACAUCUUUCAGAUGCUCAUCACCCCGAUGGGCUGUUGCAUGUACAUUCCGUACACCAGUCUGAUUGUGGGCUUGAUAAUGUUCGGCAUUGUGAGGUGCAAGGCUUUGCAGCAUCGCCUCCGCCAGGUGGCGCUUAAGCAUCCGUACGGAGAUCGCGAUCCCCGUGAACUGAGGGAGGAGAUCAUAGCCUGCAUACGUUACCAGCAGAGCAUUAUCGAGUACAUGGAUCACAUAAACGAGCUGACCACCAUGAUGUUCCUAUUCGAACUGAUGGCCUUUUCGGCGCUGCUCUGUGCGCUGCUCUUUAUGCUGAUUAUCGUCAGCGGCACCAGUCAGCUGAUAAUUGUUUGCAUGUACAUUAACAUGAUUCUGGCCCAAAUACUGGCCCUCUAUUGGUAUGCAAAUGAGUUAAGGGAACAGAAUCUGGCGGUGGCCACCGCAGCCUACGAAACGGAGUGGUUCACCUUCGACGUUCCACUGCGCAAAAACAUCCUGUUCAUGAUGAUGAGGGCACAGCGGCCAGCUGCAAUACUACUGGGCAAUAUACGCCCCAUCACUUUGGAACUGUUCCAAAACCUACUGAACACAACCUAUACAUUUUUUACGGUUCUCAAGCGAGUCUACGGAUGAACGAGCAAGGACCAAACUGGAAUAUUUUAUGAAAUAGCUUAAAUACUGCACAUGCAAAGACUCUCACGAUACGAUUUACCAUUAACUCUGGACACAAUCGAGCACAUUUUACAAUUGAAUAAAUCAUUAGUGAAAAG
Messenger RNA from Drosophila melanogaster (fruit fly), 1739 nucleotides. It is a transcript of the gene Or49b, whose product is annotated as odorant receptor 49b. Bases 475 to 1602 code for a protein of 375 amino acids. The record is from RefSeq and is marked reviewed. Gene Ontology annotation, molecular function: odorant binding; olfactory receptor activity. Gene Ontology annotation, biological process: sensory perception of smell. NCBI's taxonomy places the organism in Eukaryota, Metazoa, Arthropoda, Insecta, Diptera, Drosophilidae. The transcript has 4 exons. Gene Ontology annotation, cellular component: membrane; plasma membrane.